Archocentrus centrarchus (flier cichlid) is the source of this 1943-nucleotide messenger RNA. RefSeq names its product homeobox A3a (gene hoxa3a). Gene Ontology annotation, biological process: regulation of transcription by RNA polymerase II; embryonic skeletal system morphogenesis; anterior/posterior pattern specification. The record is from RefSeq and is a predicted model, not a curated record. Gene Ontology annotation, molecular function: DNA-binding transcription factor activity, RNA polymerase II-specific; RNA polymerase II cis-regulatory region sequence-specific DNA binding. NCBI's taxonomy places the organism in Eukaryota, Metazoa, Chordata, Actinopteri, Cichliformes, Cichlidae. Gene Ontology annotation, cellular component: nucleus.
UGACGUUGCGUCACGUGAGCGCGGCGCAUAAUACUGCGUGGUGUUAUGGCACUGGGAAGAAAACCGGAGCCCUGGUCUGGCCAUAUGAUGCAGAUUAUAUGCGGGUUACCCCACUUUUCGCGAGGGGGGAGUCCUGGCUUUGUAGUUGUUUAUCCAGGGAGAAAAGAAAGUAGAGGCAGUCUGAGAGAAAGAGGAUUCCGGUUUGUGGAUGUAUUCUGCUGUCACGGACGGAUAUGUUUUUCCACGCGGACGGAUUCAGAGCUCGAGCUUUGGGAGGAUGGAUUUUAUUUUGAGAAAUCCAGCUCAGUAAAUUCUGGCCAACGCACGGUCUCCGAGACACCUUGAACUCCCUUCGGUUCACCCAAGGAGGCCAUUGGCGGAGAGGCGUCACGUGACCACGGGGUGCCAAUGUUAUUCUACAAGGGUGUCAAGACCCUGUCAGUUUCUGAAAUAAAUAUUGGGAAACGGCGAGAUGCAAAAGGCAACCUACUACGACAGCUCUGCAAUUUACAGUGGCUACCCAUAUCAAAGCGCAAAUGGCUUCAGUUAUGAUGCCAAUCAGGUCCAAUAUCCCCGGGCCUCUCAUGUGGGUGAGUACCAUCGACCUGCCUGCUCCCUGCAGUCUCCUGACGGCUCCGUGGCUUUGCAAAAGCCGGGGGAGAUGGAGGAGAGCUGCGACAGGACCACAGCCAUUCAGGCGGCACAGUCCAAGGUUCAUCCCGAAAGCAAUCAGCCGCAGGUGCCGGUGUCAGGCCCACCCCCUUCCUCACAGUCCCCCGGUGCUAUCAGCCAAAACACAAGCAACGGGUCCAACCAACCAGCCAGUGCCAAGAACGACUCCCCGACCUCUACUGCUCGCAGCAAGCAGAUCUUCCCUUGGAUGAAGGAAUCCCGUCAGAACACCAAGCAAAAACCCACCAGUAGCUCCAGUUCAGUGGAGAGUUGCCCCGGAGACAAGAGCCCCCCGGGGUCAGCAGCAUCAAAGAGGGCCCGGACAGCUUACAACGCUCAGCUUGUGGAGCUAGAGAAGGAGUUCCACUUUAACCGGUACCUCUGCAGACCCCGGAUGGAGAUGGCUAACUUGCUCAACCUCACAGAGAGACAGAUCAAAAUCUGGUUCCAGAACCGCAGGAUGAAAUACAAGAAGGAUCAGAAAGGCGUCGGAAUGAUGCCUUCUCCCGGUGGACAGUCCCCGCGCAGUCCCGUGGGCCCCGCUUCCGGUGGUGCCGGCGGUGUGGGAGGCGGAUACCUCAACUCUAUGCAUUCUCUUGUAAACAGUGUACCAUAUGAAUCCCAGUCGCCGAAUUCUUACAAUAAACCUCAUCAAAAUGCAUACGGUAUGCCUACGUUACCCCCUCCUUUAAACAACUCCCUCAACAACUGCCCGCCCUCCCAGAAGAGGUAUCCCGGGAACGACUCUGCCACGCCCGAGUAUGACGCGCAUCCCCUUCAAGGAAAUGGCAGUUAUGCGCACAUGCAAGGCAGCCCUGUUUAUGUCGGCGGAGGUUACAUCGACUCAAUGCCCAGUUCUGGGGCCUGUUUCGGUCUGACCACCUACUCACCACCGUCCGCAAACAUGGAGUAUAAUGGCAUCACAAUGGGUAACAGUCAGCAUCACGGAGUGUGUGAUCCGACACCGACUUACACAGACCUAACGCACUACUCUCAGGAAAGAAUCCAGGAAGCGCCCAAACUGACGCAUCUGUAGCAGUGGCGCUGCCUGGAUCACUCCGCCCAUUGUCUUAUCCACCUCCAGACAUAUUAUGCUUUGUUUCUGCGCUCCUCACGGCUUCCACCUUCUCUCUGCUUUUGUUUAUGUUUUCUAUAGGUUUUGGUGUGUGAAGUAGCGUAGGAUAAAUAAUCAUGACUUGCUUGAAUUUGCUCGUGUCAUUGUCUCGCAGAGACCUUUAUCUGGCUGUAGGAAUUCUAAAGCGGGAGGGAGG